This is a messenger RNA of Solanum verrucosum, 1371 nucleotides long. RefSeq lists its product as uncharacterized. The transcript is spliced from 6 exons. The record is from RefSeq and is a predicted model, not a curated record. The coding region runs from base 49 to 1371 and encodes 440 amino acids. Lineage: Eukaryota; Viridiplantae; Streptophyta; Magnoliopsida; Solanales; Solanaceae.
UUCAAUCACGCCCCUUCUCUUUCUCUUCUCCCCUGUAUCUUCGCCUCCAUGGAAUCAGCCGAAGAAGAUGAAGCUUUUAUACCCGGCUCAGCCUUUUUCACUCAGCCGCCACCGAAUUUAGUGUCAUUAUCACCUUUCACUUCAUCAGUUUCGCCUUCUCCUCGGCGGCUUUCCAGCUGCUAUUCUCAGCCGAGCCAACCUAUAAAAGCUAAAAGACAACUUGCAUGGGUGUCUCUUCAAGGAAGGCUUAUCGGUGCAGAGGAAGCAAGUUCUGCUAGGAAGAUUGGUGGUGGUUUAAACCCUAAAGAAGCUGUGGCUUGGGAACUCUUUAGCCCCAUUCAUCGGAUUCUUGUAGUUGCUGUUGUUGCCGUUGCUGCUGCGAAUUCAAAGAAGAAUAAGCAGAUUUGUCGGCUGAAGAAAUCCGUUGAACUUAGGGAUCAAGUGCUCUUAGGCAUGCAACAGAAGCUGGACACAUUAUGUGAACAGGUUAACUAUUUCAAGGAUCAGCCAGAAACUGCAGCAGAUACAUAUGACUAUUUUCUUUGUGAGCAACACUUGAAUCAGUCCAACAACUUUUACGAGAGGAAUAUGAUCAAGGGAGAAGAGAUGCUUAAAUUUGAAAUGCCUCCAGCAGCAAAUCAGGUUGAACCAGAGGAACGGCGUAUGUCUGAUUUGUCGGAUUGGGCUGCUAGUGUGACUUCCUCUGUAGAUAUUCAGCUGAACACUUCAGCAAUUGAACAAGAUUUUUAUAAUCUCCAGAAGGAAUGUGAAGAAAAAGAUGUCACCAUCAGGGAGUUAUCCACUUUUCUUCAAUCAUCAGAAGCUUUUGGUGCAAAGAGGACUGGGGAGCUCGAAGAUAUCAUCCGCAGAAAGAAUAUGAUUAUUACAAAACUCAAGAAAGAUGUUUUAAUCUUAGAGCAGAAGGUUAUGAAUCUAACAAGACUUAGACGACCAUCAUUCUCUUCAAAAAGCUCAAAGGGGGUGAAGCUUCCUCCAUUGACAGACAACAUCCUUUAUGAUAUGGACAGUACUACUAGCCCUUCAUCUUCAGAUUCAGAUAGUUCCCCUGGGAAAAUAGCUCAACCUCUUUUUGCUAGUGAAUAUAUCAGCAUUUGUCAUGGUGAGAAUACUUUAUGGGAAAACCAGAAACAGGAGCAGGUCGAAAACAUACCUUUAUUAGUGAAACCAACAGAUAGACAUCCAAAGUCACGGCCAGUAUGCCCCUUGAAGGAGAAAUCAUUGAAUCACACACAGGAUUCAGUUUCCAGAUUGAAACCAAAGCAGGCAUCAUCUAUUAGUGCAGAAUCUCGGAGGAGACGACCUCCUAUUGCUACGUCGAAGGAUGCGGUUGCACAAAAACGAUGGCUUUAG